This is a messenger RNA of Mycena indigotica, 1035 nucleotides long. RefSeq names its product YDG domain-containing protein. The transcript has a single exon. Gene Ontology annotation, molecular function: protein binding. Lineage: Eukaryota; Fungi; Basidiomycota; Agaricomycetes; Agaricales; Mycenaceae. The record is from RefSeq and is a predicted model, not a curated record. The coding region runs from base 1 to 1035 and encodes 344 amino acids.
AUGUCUGCCAGGCACAUGCACACCCUUCCCAACGAAAUCCUAUCCCACAUCUUCCUCCAAUACCUGCCUGCAUACCCUCUCUGUCCUCCACUCUACGGGCCGGAGUCUCCGUCCUUCCUAAUGACGGUCUGUCGACACUGGCAAGCCAUCGCGCUACAGACUCCCGAGCUCUGGCGUGCUAUUGAAGUUGGCAGCGCUUGGCGGCGGAGGCUCGCACCACCGUCGCUGCUGCCAACAAUCGAGACAUGGCUGGUCCGUUCCGCCUCGUGCAUGCUUUCGGUCAAUCUUCCAGACGACCCCAGCCUCUAUCCGGCCACGGUCCUCCGUGCCCUUCUGGCCCACAGCAGCCGAAUGGAGUAUCUGUUUUGCACUGUGGACAACGACCAGGUGGCCAUAUAUCUGGGUCCCGCGCUUCCCCACUUGCGCGAGCUCAGCAUCGGUGGCUGGAAAGGGUGGAACGACCCCCUCGUUGUGAAGAUGAAGCCCUCAAGCGCGCCAUUGUUACACACACUGUUCUUAUUCGAGGUUGAUCUCGUAGCUUCCAACUUCCCGUGGGCCCAGUUGACGACACUGACGCUGGUAGGAAGCCCGGAAUCAGCCUACCUCCAAGUCUUGCGCCAAACCCCCCGUCUCAUUCAUUGCCGACUCUCCGUCGUAUCUGGAGAAGAUCCAACCGCAGCACCACCAACCAGUCGCAUCAUCCUCCCUCAUCUGCGCACUCUUGCCGUCCACCACGACGACCAUGAUCCCAACAGAGACUAUCUGCUAGAUGCCUUAACCACCCCCGCCCUGCGGCGCCUGCAACUCCGGGCCCCGAUUUUGGGGGAAGAUCCCAUCCAGAACUUGCGUGUAUUCAUCGCUCAUUGCGGCUGCAAGCUGGACGUUUUGCGCGUUCUGCCUGCGAGCUCCCGUGGGGUUCAAGUUGACAAUGUGCCUAUCGAGGAAUACUCCAAGGCAUUUCCCGAGAUUCGUGUUGUCAUGCCGCGAGCGGAAUAUUGGACUCCGGAUGACAGGUGGCUCAAUGAGGACAAAUAA